AUGAGUCAACUAAACAAUAGAAAUUCAUAUCCAACAAUCCCGACACUACUGGGGAACAGAGUUGAUUCCCUAGAGCAUUCGACAAGCCAUUGUGCUGGAUUGUCAUUGAACAUGAUUCAUUUUAGUGAUAAAAGGAUUAAAAGUAAAAUGAUAGAGCUGAAUAAUUUCAUUAUUACAUUAUGUCGUUACAUUGAUAAAGUAUGUAAUGUACUGAAAAAUGAAUGUAAUAAAUAUAUAAGAAACAUACAACUUGAAAAUAUUUCUAUAGAAUUUUAUAAAGAAUAUAAAACAGUUCUUACCAUUUAUGAGAAAUUAGUAAAAGAUCUAAAAAGUUUUUUAUCGGACAUACAGAAAGAUUUUAACAAACAAGUUUUGAAAUGGCUAGAGGAUCUUGAUUCAUCGAAACAGAGGUAUAUAGACAUUACAAAAGAAUCCGACGGACUUGAAAGAAAUCGGCAUAUGUAUCAAGACAAUGACUUUGAAUUCGACAGUGAUCGCGCAAAGAGUCGUCAACUUUAUUGGAAAAAGUAUUUAAAUUUAAAAUCACAAAAAGAUAAAACCGCUCAACUUUACAAUAAACGGUUUGCUGAUCUUAAUCAAUUUAUAGUCAAAAUAAGUAUUUUGAUAUCUCACAUCACUGAGGGAAGAAUAUUUUACACGCCGAUAUUUAACAGUCAUAAAAAUUAUACAAUAUCUUUAAAAGACUUCGUAGAUGAAUUUGGUAAAUUGGUUAAUAUGACAGACGCUGCGAUGAAGAAGAAAGGUGAAGUUAUUGCUAAGUUGAUCAAUGAAUCCAUGAAAAACCUUGAUAAAAUGACGGAAACAUUUGAUGUGAAUGCAAUUAUGGAACUGAAACAAAUUAGGCUUAGUUAA
Molecule: messenger RNA, 873 nt
Organism: Cotesia congregata
Lineage: Eukaryota; Metazoa; Arthropoda; Insecta; Hymenoptera; Braconidae
Source: the annotation of a GenBank genome assembly